GGCGCAACGAUCGGACUUUGUUGUCGAUAGUCAUUUCCAGCGUCCAGGUGGCAAGGAGCACUGGUGUUCACAGGUGACCGCGUUGACAUUGACGACCGUGAAAAGUGUGGGAGUGAUCAGAGUGCUUUGGGUUAUUGGUUCUACUAGGUGCACGCUACAGCACCCGUGGUAUACUACGACCUUUCCCCCUGCGAAACUUAACCAUCGUGAGGGAUACUGGUAGUCUGCCAGGUGUUCUAUGUGAUUCUGUUGUUGGAGUUGUUGGUAACCUGGCUUAAACCUUUCUCAGACACACUUUCUUUACACCUUCUACAUUCUUUGACUUACUGUCUCUACAUCUCUUCGGGUGAUUUACCAUGUCAGAUUCUGAUCCUAACAUCUCAACAUCAGCAGGAGGAUCUACUACUGGCAUUGCUGUCGGUGUAUCCCUCGGAUGCGUCUUCCUGGUUAUUUCUGGCAUAGCAUUCUACUUCUGGCGCCGUCGCCGUCAGGCAAAGGGCAGCACACGCACCAUUAAUGACAGCCGAAGGCACACAACAGCUGCAGCUGUUGAUCCAAACCAUCUCGCUGCUCGUGUCACGCCGUUUUUCCCAGGACAAGAGGUUCCAAGAUUCACCCAUCGACCAGGAGAGAACAUGCGCGUAGCCAGACGACGUUCUGAUGGUGGCUGGGACUUCAGCGAACCUCUUGCUAUCACACCUCCAUCUGCACCUUUUGCAGAGUCUUUACACCCUGCACAGUCGUCUCCAAGCAACUCCAUAUUCAAGAAGGAGAAAGUGCCUGGAGAAUUGACUACGAGGGGUUAUGUGGAGACGGAUUCGGAAGGUCUUCCGCCGCCUGCUUAUUCUACGAGCGAGAGUGGUCAUAGCUCUAUGUAUGGGUUUCGCUUCGGUUUAUGCGGAUGAUGUUUACGUUUGAUUUCAUUGCCAGGCUCAACGUCUCUCCUCAGCAGUUUGGGUCAUCCGGCCUUCUCCUACGUUUAACGUGCUUUAGUUUAUGUCUGAUCUGUAUACCGCGUGUAUAGUAUGGUCGGUUCUACUUCCUUUAUCUUGCUACCCGAUGUAUUUUCUGUCCAAGUACUUCGGGUCCAGGACGGAUCGGCGCUUGUGCAAAGAUAAGAUAAGAUGCAGCAUUGAGAGCCAGACGCCC
Somion occarium is the source of this 1149-nucleotide messenger RNA. The record is from the annotation of a GenBank genome assembly. Lineage: Eukaryota; Fungi; Basidiomycota; Agaricomycetes; Polyporales; Cerrenaceae.